Thermothielavioides terrestris NRRL 8126 is the source of this 1122-nucleotide messenger RNA. RefSeq lists its product as uncharacterized. NCBI's taxonomy places the organism in Eukaryota, Fungi, Ascomycota, Sordariomycetes, Sordariales, Chaetomiaceae. The transcript has 5 exons. The coding region runs from base 1 to 1122 and encodes 373 amino acids. The record is from RefSeq and is a predicted model, not a curated record.
AUGGCCGAUGACCAGGCGGCUACGGGGGGUUUGGGGAAUCUCAAGAAUCAACCCUUCUCGUCCCGGGGAGCACAGAUGGAUCGUCACACGCUCGGCCAGGUUGUUUUGCGCCUGCAGGCUCAGUACAUCCGCUCAUCUCUUGCAAAGGAAAUCGAGGAGUUCGAGAACACUUUCGAGGAGAUUUUGCAAGCAGCCAGCGUCUUUUUGGUCACCACUCAGAGGGUUUCACAUGCUCCCUCAUUGGUGAUUGUCGACGAGGCGUCUGUGAUCAAGACUGUCUGUCAUUUUCUCGCGUCGUCGAACACUAUCCUCGAAUUCCUCGAUUUUCAGCGGCGGAAGACCGGCCUCGCUUCAGGAGGAGAUAGCUCCCUGGAGAAACAAGUCAAAGCAGCUCAGGCUUUAGUGGCGCAACUUCUCAGCGCUCUCCUGCUGCACAUGAAGUCUGAAACCUAUCCGGGAAAGGAAAGCGGCCUGAUCUACAAUGAGGACGUCAAGAUUUUCGGCGGAAUGGUUUUCCACAAGAAUGCUGAAGCUGACUACGCCGACAUCCCCGAUCCUGCCGAUGAUGGCGAAGGUCUUCUGAGGUGCAUCAGCUACUGGCACCCCGAAACCUUGUUCCACCCGUUGCGCCACGUCCCGGGCACACCUUGGCACAAAUUCUUUGGCAAUCUCCAAGUGGGAGAGACUGGCAACCCUGCCUUAUUCAGAAAGCGAAAGUCGCUCCCUGCUUUCAAGGUCAUCAUUCCCGAAACCAUCGAGUGGUUGGUGCCAGAGCUGCGGUCCAACUAUGACACCUACCGGGAAAUCUUCGAGAAUACCCGUCGCAUGCCUGGUCCACGCCUCCCGGAAUACAUCAGAAAUCGAAGGUUGUCAACUCUCUUCGAGGGCUGGAAGAGGUUCGACGACAGGAUGGAUUUGCAUCCUGAAGACAUGAGCGAUAUUCCUUGCCCGGAAUUUGAUCUCUUGGGUUUGUCGAGACUGGAGUCGCUGAAUGCUCACCUGAACGCUACGGAUCUGGCGGGGAUUUCCCUGCUAGGAGCCGAAAUCCCUCGCGUUCCAGUCAUUCUGACCGGAGAAAGCAGACGGUAUUGUCUCGAGUUUGAUGGCCAGUGGGAUGCUUAA